This is a messenger RNA of Anguilla rostrata (American eel), 1817 nucleotides long. RefSeq names its product G-protein coupled receptor 87-like. Gene Ontology annotation, biological process: G protein-coupled receptor signaling pathway. The coding region runs from base 34 to 1101 and encodes 355 amino acids. The record is from RefSeq and is a predicted model, not a curated record. Gene Ontology annotation, cellular component: membrane. Lineage: Eukaryota; Metazoa; Chordata; Actinopteri; Anguilliformes; Anguillidae. The transcript is spliced from 2 exons. Gene Ontology annotation, molecular function: G protein-coupled purinergic nucleotide receptor activity.
CCGGAAUACUAAUUCUGAGCCCGCUCCAGCUGAAUGUGUGAUGUGAGCUGCAACAUGGCUGCAGGAGUCUUCAGCAACCACACGUCACAGAACUCUGUGGUGCUCACCGUGGUCUUCCCUGCCCUGUACUCGCUGCUCUUCGUUGGAGGACUGGUGCUGAACUGCCUGGCUGCCUGGAUCUUCUUCAAGAUCCAGUCCCGAAACAGCUUCAUCCUCUACCUGAAGAACAUCACGGCAGCCGACUUUCUGAUGAUCCUCACCUUCCCUCUUCUGAUAGCCAAGGAGUCCGAGCUGGGGCCCUGGUGGCUGCACGGGCUGCUCUGCCGCUACUCCGCCGUGCUCUUCUACGCCAGCAUGUACGUCAGCAUCCUCUUCCUCGGCCUGGUCAGCCUGGACCGCUACCUGAAGAUUGUGCAACCUUUUGGACACUCUUGCCUCUACAGCUACACUUUCACCCAGGUGCUCUCGGCUGGCGUGUGGAUUAGCAUGGUCGCCCUCUCCCUGCCCAACACCAUUCUGACCAACAAGCCACAGAAUGCUAGCAACGCCCACAGCUGCACUGCCCUGAAGAGUGAGCUGGGCAUACGCUGGCACGCUGCCGUCGCGUACGUCAACAUACUCAUCUUUGCGGUGGUCCUGGUCACCCUGCUGGUCACCUACGUGUCCAUUUAUCGGCACAUCCACCGCUCCAACGCCCAGUUCAUCAGCUCGGGCGAAAGCAGAAGCCCACGGGCCGGACAGAACAUCUCAGUGGUGCUGGUUGUGUUCUUUGUGUGUUUUGUACCCUACCACCUAUGGAGAAUUCCCUUCACCCUCAGCCAGGUUGAAGGGCAAUUCAGCAAGGAGGCGAAAGACAUACUGAUGUAUGGGAAGAAGGUUACACUCUUUCUUUCCUCCUGCAACGUCUGCCUAGACCCCAUCAUCUACUUCCUCAUGUGUAAAUCCUUCACGCGUCGGCUCAGGGCACAACUGGGCAUCAAACGCAGCUCCAGCCUGAACGACUCUCCCUCGAUCGCCCGGAAGACACAGGUGAGGCGGUUCCGGGAGUAUUCCAUCUCUGCUUCAGACUGUCCCGAGCAGGCUUCAGCUGCCCUCACCUGACACUGUGCCUUUGGUCUGUUUGUGCCUUGGCUCCUGACAGAAAAGCAGCUCAAUCUGUUUCAAUGCCCUCCUUAUGUUUUCGAAGAAACGCUGACUCUUGACCUACCAUCGCUUACUGCCAAGUCUCACUUUCCUCUGGCAGACUCCUUUUUUUACAAAAACACCACUUCAUCAGACCUGGGGCAGAUAUGUAUUUGAAACACUAAAACUCCUCGAUGCUGGUAGAAUCCUGUAAGUCCUGGAGAAUUUAUUUCAGUUUAUAUCAUGGACGUGCUUCCUUGGAGAAGAAAUAUGUAACUGCCCCCCACUGUUUUAGUGAAGCAAGUAAACAAGACGUUUGUAUAAACUGCAGAGAUAACUGAAUAGAUCUAAAGGUCAAUUAAGCAUGAUGAAUGUGUGAUCAAAGGUUAUUCUGGUAUGAUACAGAUAUCCCACUUCCUUUCUGGUCAGUGUUUACCCCAGCAUGUGUAUAUAUUACUGAACCAAAAAUGUAAAUAUUGCAUUUUUCAUAUGAAAAACAUUUAUAGUCCUUGUCUUGUCUUGAAUCUUACCAGCUGUUUUCUGGAGCCUGACUCACGUUCAAACUCGUCUUAAUUCUUUUGAAGGGAUCUACUGAACUUUUCAAUCUAUUCCAUGCUGAGAUAGUAGAAUCAACAUUAAACAUACACAUGCGUGCACACACACACACACACACACAAUCCCAGUAACACAUAAAA